CAACUUACUGUGUUCCUGUUCCAGGGAGAAGUAUCACCCAGAAGGAAAGCAAAAGAGGAAAAAGAGCAGAAGAGCAAUGCUGAGGUUUGUUGUCACCUUCCUUGCCGUCAUAACAUCAUCCACUUGCCAAAAAUAUGGAUGUCUGGAAGGGGAUACCCAAAAACUGAAGCCAAGUCCUGAGCCAAGUAUGCAAGAGUGCACUCUCUACUCUAAAUCUUCCUGUUGCUAUGCAGACUUCACAGAGCAAUUGGCUCAUUCCCCGGUAAUUAAAGUAAGCAGCAGCUACUGGAGCAGAUGUGGGCAGCUCAGCAAAUCCUGUGAAGAUUUCACAAAGAAAAUCGAGUGCUUUUACCGGUGUUCUCCAUAUGCUUCUCGCUGGAUCCAUCCCAAUGACAGUGCUGCUAUUCAGGCUGUGCCAUUGUGCCAAAGCUUCUGCGAUGACUGGUAUGAAGCCUGCAAAGAUGAUUCCAUAUGCGUUCGUAACUGGCUGACGGACUGGGAGCGGGAUGAAAGUGGAGAAAACCACUGUAAGAAUAAAUGUAUUCCAUACCGUGAGAUGUACACGAAUGGGACCGACCUCUGCCAGAGUAUGUGGGGCAAGUCAUUUAAGGUGAGCGAAUCCUCCUGCCUCUGCCUGCAAAUGAACAAGAAGGACUCGAUUGCAAUCAAGUAUCUCCUCUCCAAAAGCUCAGAGGAAAGCUCCAGCAGCAGCAGCAGCAGCAGUGAGGAGCAUGCCUGUCAAAAAAAACUCCUGAAGUUUGAGAAACUAAAGAAAAAGGAAGCUGAACAGGCAAGAUAAAUGCUAGUGGAUGUAUGUCAAGACAAGAGAAAUCAACAGGGAGGCUGGGCUUGGGGCAUCAUGCUUUAUGCCUUCCUUUCUAGAACAUAAUAAAUCAAU
This is a messenger RNA of Ficedula albicollis (Collared flycatcher), 898 nucleotides long. Its product is annotated as riboflavin-binding protein-like. Gene Ontology annotation, cellular component: external side of plasma membrane. Gene Ontology annotation, molecular function: riboflavin binding; signaling receptor activity; riboflavin transmembrane transporter activity. The record is from RefSeq and is a predicted model, not a curated record. Bases 77 to 799 code for a protein of 240 amino acids. The transcript has 6 exons. NCBI's taxonomy places the organism in Eukaryota, Metazoa, Chordata, Aves, Passeriformes, Muscicapidae.